AAGCAGUGAUACCAGCUGAAGUUGAGAUACCAUCUUUAAGGAUUAUUCAGGAAGCUGGAUUGAGCGAUGCCGAAUGGAUUCAUGACCGACAUGAGCAAUUAGCAUUGAUUGAUGAGAAAAGAAUGAGUGCCGUUUGUCAUGGCCAGCUGUAUCAACAGAGAAUGACUCGUGCUUUCAAUAAGAAAGUAAGAGUUCGAACAUUUGAGGUAGGCCAAUUGGUGUUGAAACGCAUUUUCCCUCAUCAAGACGAAUACAAAGGAAAGUUUGCACCUAACUGGCAAGGACCGUAUGUUGUCCACAAAGUACUAUCAAGAGGAGCUUUGGUUCUAGCGGAGAUGGACGGUCAGGUGUGGCGCAAAGCUAUCAAUUCAGAUGCUGUUAAGAGAUACUAUGUGUGA
This is a messenger RNA of Solanum stenotomum, 398 nucleotides long. RefSeq lists its product as uncharacterized. The record is from RefSeq and is a predicted model, not a curated record. The annotation marks the transcript as partial. The transcript has a single exon. NCBI's taxonomy places the organism in Eukaryota, Viridiplantae, Streptophyta, Magnoliopsida, Solanales, Solanaceae.